Zophobas morio is the source of this 718-nucleotide messenger RNA. RefSeq lists its product as uncharacterized. The coding region runs from base 149 to 601 and encodes 150 amino acids. Lineage: Eukaryota; Metazoa; Arthropoda; Insecta; Coleoptera; Tenebrionidae. The transcript has 6 exons. Gene Ontology annotation, molecular function: odorant binding. The record is from RefSeq and is a predicted model, not a curated record.
UUUGAUCUAAAUGCGUUUUAAUUGGUAUUUUCAUCUAUUAAUCAGCGGAUAUAACUCCAAGGUUUAAAAGAUUUAUGUGUAUAAAUAUUUAUAUCGGAGAUCACUGCGUUCAUGUUUAUUGGUUACUUUGUGUUUAAGUAGGUGAAAAAUGCGUGGUUUACUAAUUCUUUGGGGAAUAUUUUUUAGUGCAAAUGCUUUGAGUGAAGAAUUUAUUGAAAAGGUGACAGCUGAAAUAGAACAAGUUGCUGGAAACUGCGCAGAAAAAGAAGGUGCUAACGCUGACGACAUAACCGAAUUGAUAAAACAUACAGUUCCUCCUAGUUCGCACACAACAAAAUGUGUACACGCUUGCAUUUACGAACAUUUCAAUGUGAUGAAAGCAGACGGGACAUUUGACAAACAAGCAACAAUUGACGCAUUUAAUCCUCUUAAAAGUGAAGAUGCAGAUAUCUAUGGAAAAGUUCUUAAAAUUAUCGAUGUUUGCCAAGAGAAACCGGAAAUCUUCGAAGACAGAUGCGAAACUGCUUCAUCUUAUACAGUUUGUAUAAAAAAGGAAGCUGAAAAUGUUGGUUUCACAGAAGAUUCUUUCAUGAGAAAGUAAAGUUUAAUCUCAUGUUUUUUUAACAACUCCAAACUAGCUAUUACAAUUUUGAAAUGCUCUUAUCCCUACUGCAGUGUACUCUUAUGUAAAAAAUAUAGUUGACAAGCAUUCAUUCUA